CACUUCCCUUCCUCACCGCAGUCAAUUCCAAAAACAGCUGGUAUCAGAAAGGAACUCAUAUUUUCAAUCUCAGACAGGAAAAAUACAUAGUUACGAUUCUGCAUAAUCUGGGGGGGUUGACACGACAGUUUUUGAGCCGCGGUGGGCGUCAGAAUGCAUUAGACAAGGUGAAAUCGAAGUGAAAGAGGUGGGUGGAGGCUUUGCUAGUGAGACUGACGGAGAUACAGUGCAAGUACUGUUAAAUUCCUGGAUUUUUUUCCUUCGAAUCUUCGUUACGUCUCAACUGGUGAAAUGGCACUGAGGAAAGUCAAAGGGAACUUUGAACGAAUGUUCGAUAAGAACCUGACGGAUCUGGUGCGGGGCAUCAGGAACAACAAGAACAAUGAGGCGAAGUACAUUGCCCAGUGCAUCGAGGAAAUUAAACAGGAGUUGAGGCAGGACAAUAUAGCUGUCAAGGCGAAUGCAGUCGCCAAACUGACAUACCUCCAGAUGCUGGGCUACGACAUCAGCUGGGCUGGCUUCAACAUAAUCGAGGUCAUGUCUUCUGGAAAAUUCACGUACAAGAGGAUCGGGUAUCUCUCUGGCAGCCAGAGCUUCCACAUGGACACUGAGCUCCUCAUGUUGACCACAAACAUGAUAAGAAAGGACUUGAAUAGUCAGAAUCAAUACGAUGCUGGUUUAGCUCUCAGUGGUUUGUCCUGCUUCAUAAGUCCAGAUUUAGCUAAGGACCUUGUUAACGAUAUAAUGACACUUCUGACCAGCACGAAGCCGUACUUGAGGAAAAAAGCAGUGUUGAUGAUGUAUAAAGUAUUCCUGAGGUUUCCUGAGGCCCUCAGGCCUGCUUUCCCCAGGCUCAAGGAGAAACUCGAGGAUCCUGACAGUGGAGUUCAGUCUGCUGCUGUCAAUGUUGUUUGUGAAUUAGCUAGGAAGAAUCCUAAGAAUUACCUGAGCCUUGCCCCCAUUUUCUUCAAACUCAUGACAACUUCUACGAAUAAUUGGAUGCUUAUCAAAAUUAUUAAAUUGUUUGGCGCAUUGACACCGCUAGAACCUAGGCUUGGAAAAAAACUUAUAGAACCUCUGACCAAUUUAAUACACAGUACAUCAGCAAUGUCGCUCCUCUACGAGUGCAUAAACACCGUAAUCGCAGUGUUAAUCUCAAUUUCCUCGGGUAUGCCAAACCACUCCGACUCCAUCCAGCUCUGCGUGCAGAAGCUGCGAAUUCUAAUCGAGGACUCGGACCAAAAUCUCAAAUACCUGGGUCUCCUGGCCAUGUCGAAGAUCUUGAAGACCCACCCGAAGAGUGUGCAGGCCCACAAAGACCUAAUAAUGCAGUGUUUGGACGACAAAGAUGAGAGUAUUCGUCUUCGUGCCCUGGACCUGCUCUACGGCAUGGUCUCAAAGAAGAAUCUCAUGGAGAUUGUGAGAAAACUGAUGGUCCACAUGGACAAGGCCGAGGGAACAACCUACAGAGACGAACUUCUGUCAAAGAUCAUCCAAAUUUGUUCCCAAAACAAUUACCAAUUUAUCACUUACUUCGAGUGGUACAUUUCUGUCCUCGUUGACCUAACGAAGAUGGAGGGUACCAAGCACGGACAAUUGGUAGCAACUCAACUCCUGGACGUAGCAAUCAGGGUGCAGGCGAUAAGAAAAUGCGCAGUUCAACAAUGUGCCUUACUCCUCGAGAAUGCCCAUUUGCUGACCGGAACGCCACGAGCAACAAUGUGCGAGGUACUCUAUGCAGCAGCUUGGAUUUGUGGAGAAUUCUCAUCAGAGCUUGACGAUCCCAUAGCAACCCUGAAAUCGAUGCUCAAAUCCCAGGCCUCCAGCCUCCCCGGACACAUUCAAGCAGUGUAUGUUCACAAUAUUCUAAAGUUAGCAGCCAUGACAUUGAGCAAAGCUCAGAAGAAAAACGAUCAGGACACAAUAGAUGAGAUAUUUGCCCUAAAGGACGGUAUGAACGAGUUCAUCUGCAGUGGUGAUCUCGAGGUGCAGGAGCGAGCGACAGCGGUAUUGGUCCUGUUCGAUUACUUGAGGGACAAUCCAGCAUUGAUUGAAGAGCUUGCAGAGACCUUCGAGGGUGAGUUGAAUCCAGUGGCACCGAAGGCACAGAGAAAGGUUCCCAUUCCAGAAGGACUGGAUUUAGACUCCUGGAUCAAUGAUCCCCCUUCGGAGAGUUCUGAUGACGACGACUUAGACAUGAAUGACAUCUUCGUGAGGGGGGAAAAGGGUGGAGACUACGGUGAAAAGAAGACUGUUGAGUUGACGUCUGAGGAGCUUCAGAGGAGGAGGGACAUCAGGCGAAUCGAGCAGGAGAACAAUCCUCACUAUCUGAAGGGGACUUCCAGUCCCAAAGGUCUCCAUUAUAACGAUUGUUACGAUCACAUUCCAAUAGCUGAACUGGAUAUUCCAGUGUCCUUGAAGAUAAACUCAUACAGCCCGAAGUUCUCCUCCGACGAGAAGAGAAUAAAGGCGGUGAAGAAAAAGAAGAAGCACUCGAAGAAGAAUAAGAGGGAUAAAGAGAGCUCGGACGAUGAGCAUGAGGAUUAUCCAUCGCACUUUGUUAACACGGGCAUUGGUGAGCUACCACCUGGGGCAGAACUGAGUGACAACGAUGACAACAAUAUUUCUGAUGUCAAUGAUCCCCACAGGGCCCUUAACAUCGAUCUUGAUAUUCCUCUGCGAGAAGAUGAGAGGCUUCCAGUGCUGGAACAUCGUCCCACAGAUCCGAAGAGCAAUCCUGAUAAAUCGGAGAGGAAGGGAAAAACGUCGAAGAAGGUGAAGAAGAAGAGUAAAGAGGGAAAGAGGGAGCGCAAGGAAUCGGAUGGUCAGAAUAAUAUUGACCUCUGGCUCGGGAAUGACGUGGUGAUUCAUCAUAAGCAGAAUGAGAGCAUUGAGAAUGUCGUACCGAGUGACGAGAAGAAGAUCAAGAAGAAAGGGAAGAUGAAGAAGAAGAAGGAGGAGGACGGGAAGAAGAAGAAAAAGAAAAGCGAUGGCAAGCAGAAUAUAUCAGGGUAUGAGGAGACUGCUGGCAUUUCCACACCCUCUAAGGAAAUUCUCCCUAGUCUUGGCCUCAGUUUUAAUGAAAGUAAUGAGGAAAGUGUCGAGAGUCCGUAUCAGGUGUCCAGUGGACAUCGGGAGCUCGCUAAAAAUGAUAAGAUCAGGAUGACGGUUGAGGUGAAAGGAUUGCCACAUGAAAAUGGAAAAGUCGUUGCUUCGAUUGUUCUGAUAAACUCUGGGGAUAAAAUCGUCAAGGAUUUGGACCUGGAUGUCACAGACUCGUUGACACUGAAGCUGGUGAGGAACUUCGGAGAAGAAACUGGCAUCAAGAUCAAGGUUAAAUUGGCUCCACAAGCUACGACAGAAGUUCGUCUUCCUAUUCUAGUUAUCGAUGACACAUUUGCCCAGAAGUUGAGGGGAAGUCUGAGUUAUUUUGUCGAGGGGUCUUUGGGAAUGGUUCAGGAGAAGUUGGAUUUUGUUUUAAAAUUCACUUGCUGUGAUUUUAUGGCUGGAAAUAUACCCCAGGGAGACGUGCUGACGGAGCUUCUUGGGGGUGACCAGUUGCAAUAUAAAACGAGGAACAGUGUAGAUGUUUCACUGAAUCUUAGACAGGCGGUGGAGAUGGCAUGCCAGAGGUGCAAAUUAACACUGGUGGAGCAGAUCGAUGAUGCAGCGUCUUUAUAUGGUCAUUCGUUGAUGGGUCAUCACGUGUGCCUUUUACUCAAAAAGAAGUCAUCUGACAUGUCUUCAAGUCUUUCCAUCGAGGGCAAAGGGGACAAUAACUCACUAUUAUCCGGAAUCGUCGAGGAAAUAAUCAAGACAAUUACGAAAUAAAGGGAAGAGCUCGUAGAAUUGUAUUGAAUUUAAGAAAAUGAUCAAGAGAUAUGUUGCUCAUUAUAGAGAAUAUGAGGAGGAAUCAAUUUUUUUUUUCAUUCAAUCUGUAAUUUCUGAAUCGAAGGAAAAACGUCCUCGUUGAAGUUCACUUGAACAGUUACGUCAAAGUCGUAUUUUUAUUGAGCCAAAUGAUUUUUAUAUGGCAAGGAUUUUUGUACCUUGCGUCAUAAAAUGGUGCUACAGUUCAGUUGACACUUGAAUUGUAAAUAAUGAAAUGAUCUUUAUUCCUGUGUGCACCCACAAAUUGAUGAAUUUAAAAUAAAGAAAUUUCUUAAA
Molecule: messenger RNA, 4167 nt
Organism: Diachasmimorpha longicaudata
Lineage: Eukaryota; Metazoa; Arthropoda; Insecta; Hymenoptera; Braconidae
Gene: garnet
Product: AP-3 complex subunit delta-1
Exons: 6
Coding region: 292-3831 (1179 amino acids)
Biological process (GO): Golgi to vacuole transport; synaptic vesicle budding from endosome; protein targeting to vacuole
Cellular component (GO): AP-3 adaptor complex; terminal bouton; presynaptic endosome
Source: RefSeq, a predicted model, not a curated record